This is a messenger RNA of Puntigrus tetrazona (Sumatra barb), 708 nucleotides long. RefSeq names its product PAXIP1-associated glutamate-rich protein 1-like. The record is from RefSeq and is a predicted model, not a curated record. Bases 121 to 654 code for a protein of 177 amino acids. The transcript has 3 exons. NCBI's taxonomy places the organism in Eukaryota, Metazoa, Chordata, Actinopteri, Cypriniformes, Cyprinidae.
CUCUGCGUGUCAGCCGUGGAAGGAGAGAAGGGCGGCGAGGAGGCGGAGGAGCCGAAGGAGGCUGGAGAGACGGACGGAGGCGCUGAGGAGGACUGGGAGAUCCCUUACAGCGACGAGGAGAUGGAGGACCCCGGCAGCUGGAUGCCUCCGCCCGACGAGAUCAAGCGGCUCUACGAGAUCCUGUCCCGAGGAGAAGCCCUGGAGCUGAAGUGGGAGCCGCUCCCUCGCCGACCUCCGACCCCGCCUCGCACGCCCUCGCCCGAGAGAGACGGAGACGCCUCGCAGGACGCCCAGGAGGAGGACAACCAGCGCAAGGCUCUGACUCCGACCGAGUUUGACUUCGACGAGGAGCAGAGCCUGACGACCCCGAGGAGCUCGUUUCUGAGUCGACGCAGGACUCCAGGCUCGUCCGGCCGCUCCACGGUCAAGCGCGAGGCCCGUCUGGACAAGGUGCUGUCGGACAUGAAGCGGCACCGGAAGAUCGAGCAGCAGAUCCUGCGCACGGGUCGCGACCUCUUCAAGAGCGAGAAAGCUCGGCCGGCGGGCGUCCCGGAGAAGCCCCUGUCACCCAACAGCCAGCGUGAGCGAGAGAAGGAGCGCGAGCGGGACAGUGACCCCAGCACCGUCUUCAGUCCUCGUCAGAGGAGAUACUGACUCUAGAUACUGACUUUCAGGUGUUUUUAUGUGAAUAAAUAAGAGUAUUGUGUA